This is a messenger RNA of Aspergillus saccharolyticus JOP 1030-1, 985 nucleotides long. RefSeq names its product haloacid dehalogenase, type II. The record is from RefSeq and is a predicted model, not a curated record. Lineage: Eukaryota; Fungi; Ascomycota; Eurotiomycetes; Eurotiales; Aspergillaceae. Gene Ontology annotation, molecular function: hydrolase activity, acting on halide bonds, in C-halide compounds. Bases 117 to 836 code for a protein of 239 amino acids. The transcript has a single exon.
CUCACCGAAGGGCUUACAAGGCUUAGUUAAAUGAUGGCAUAUAGACUUGCCAUAAGCAGCAUUCAAUCGAUACAACGCAUAUCAAGGCUACCAUCAAAGCAUACUCACAGCCCGUCAUGACUCGACCUACCAAGAUCAAAGCCGUUUUUUUCGAUUUCAUGGGCACAUGCCUCGAUUGGCACAGCAGUAUUGUCCAGUCGAUGCCACCCGAGAUCUCUUCGCCUGAAGCCUCGCAGCUUGCCCUCGACUGGCGCAGCCAGUACUUCCUCGAAAACGAGCAACGUGUGCGUGAGAACCUGCCCCCCGAAGACAUCGACCAGACCCUGGCCCGGGCGCUCGGCGUCGUCCUCGAGCGCAAACCUGAAUACCAAGCGUACAUCGAUGCUGGGAGCACUGCUCAGUUGCUGGAAGCAUGGCACAGCCAGCCCGCAUGGCCCGAGGUGUCGACCGCGAUUCAGAGGCUCCGCAACGAGCUCGGGCUGGAGGUGUUCGUUCACGCCAAUGGCACGACGCGGCUUCAGCUGGACCUUGUGCGCUCAUCGGGGUUGAGUUUCAACAUGUUGUUCUCCAGCCAGUUGCUGGGGUACUAUAAGCCAAGUCCGGAGGCUUAUCGGCGGGCAUUGGAGCUGGUGAAGCUGCGACCGGAGGAGGUGGUCCUGGUGGCGGCGCAUGCGUAUGACCUACGGGGUGCGCAAAGGGUGGGGAUAAAAACGAUUUACAUCGAUCGGUGGACGGAUGAUAUUCAUGAAGACAAGGCGAAGUUGAAAGGGCAGUUUGAUGGCAUCCUGGAGGGAAUGGAGCACUUGCCGAUCGUAAUUGCGGGGUUGUCUUCGUAGUGAGGCAGGAUCCCGCUUGUCUCUCCUCGUUACAACUUUUCCAUCCCUUGUCCAUCGCUCAUAUCACCACUCGGUUUGAGACUUUCUUGUUGCUUGAGACUCGUCUGUAUUCAUAAUAUGAUGAUAAUUAUUAUCUGCACCUGUAAGAG